ACGUGUCAUAACCGCCAUUUGUCUACUAUCUUUUUGUCUCUGCUCCUUCCUUUAAUCCGUCCCUUUCACCGGACAGACAGUUAUGGAAGUAGACAAGUAGGAAGAUUUGUGGAUAAAGGCAAGCAAGGUGAAGAAGAAGAAGAAGAAGAACAAUGAUUUCUCCCUCACUAAGCUUUUCCCACUUUUUCUUUUUGCGUCCAAAAUUAUGUAAAAAGAAACUGAAGAGUUUUUCUGGGUGAAAAAUGUAAUUAAAGCGAAAAUAAAAGGAAAUUUAAGUCCGCCAGGGACAACAGAAAGCAAAACGGGACGCCGCUCCGUUUACGGUUACUGGGAAACGGCCCGUGCCACUAUCAAACCCCACCAAUAAAAAACUCACGUCUCUCUCUAGUCUGGUCUAUGUGCCAACCGAUGCGUCUUUCUGUUGUUGCUCAUCGUGCCGUUGGGUUGAUUUCUCUACUUCCAGUUUCCCCUCCAUUGGACAAUGGAAGGGAAUAAACCCUAACUCCCUAAGCCUACUUUGAACCUUAGUUGACCUUUUUCUCUCUGUUACCCCUGCUCUUCACGUUUUCGUCACUUUCUUUCUCUCUCCUUUUACCUUCAUAUUAAAUCUAUUCUUACUACUCUCUGUCUCUCUCCCUCUCUCUCUCUCUGACAUUUCAUCAUAAACAAUGCUCUGAUCAGGACUGAUGAUCUCAACCAUGAGCGACUCUCAUAGCAUCUCCUCCUCUGAUUCCGCUUCCGUCUCUGCUGUCGAUCAGAAUGUUGUGAGGAAUCAAAGAAGUGGUGACGGUAAUCAAACACUUGCUACUGAGUCACGUCACUGGCGUGAUGUCUUCUGGUUGGGGAUCUUUAUACUUCACUUGAUUGGUUUAGGAUUUGUACUCGCAGUUCUUGGACUCAAUAGGUUUAAAAAAUCAGAUAGGUUAAAUAUUGAUAGAUACACCAACAGAAUUUUGGAGAAUCAUCGUGGUUUAACCGAGAAUUAUUGGCCUCUUUAUGCUGCCGCUGGUGGAGUUGGGACUGCUCUUGGGUGGACUUGGUUGGUGUUACUUGGUUCUCGUGCAAAGGAAAUGAUAAAAGUCUCCGUGCACAUUUUGACCACUUAUCUUGCCGUGGUUAGUGUCCUAUGUUUCUGGUGCGAGCAGUUUUUCUGGGGUGUUGCUUUUGCAACUGGUGCUGCAUUACAGUUCUUGUACAUUGUAUCGGUUAUAGACAGGUAUGUGAUGACUUGUGUUCAGUAUGAAUAUGACUUGAAGAUGCGUGGCAAUAGUGAAAUCUGUCAUAUGGUUGUUGUGCUAUUUCAUUGUUUUUGGAUAAGUUUGCUCAUUUGCUAUGGCUCGCUUUUCACUGCUGCUAUCCGGACUCUCCGGUGGGAGAUCCGGGGAUUCAGAUCGAAGAUUGGAGGCAAUGAGUGUCUGCUUUGCUGUGUUGAUUUUCUGUUUCAUCUUGUGGAGACUCUUGUACGUUUCUUCAAUAAGUAUGCAUAUGUCCAGAUAGCUGUUUACGGAAAAGGUUUUAACCGUUCAGCCAGGGAUGCCUGGGAAUUAUUCCAAUCAACAGGGGUUGAAGCACUUGUUGCCUAUGAUUGUUCGGGUGCUGUUUUGCUGAUGGGCACUAUUUUUGGAGGGCUUAUUACUGGAACCUGCUCGGGUGUUUGGGCAUGGAUUAAAUACAGAGACAGAAUGAUUAUGGUGGGUUCUACUGCAAUGUUGAUGGGAAUGGUCUUGGUGGGUCUGGCAAUGGUUGUUGUGGAGAGUGCUGUAACAUCUAUAUACAUCUGUUAUGCGGAAGAUCCAUUGUUGAUCCAUCGAUGGGAUACCGACUUCUUUAACCAAAUGUCCGAGACAUUACACCAACGUCUUCAACAUAGGAGUGCACGGGCCAGGGAAGUAUUAACCCACAACCAACUUGAUGACCACAUGCAAGAAUCAAUCCAUAUUUGAAAGAUCAGUGUAAUUUUAUUGCUCGAGUCAUUCUUCCAAAUGUAUGAAAUUGUUUUUGAGAUGGUUCAAAAUUACCAGUUAAAAUGGUCGCAAAUCAAGGCCUUUCCUUCCUUGCUAAGAAAA
Messenger RNA from Carica papaya (papaya), 2066 nucleotides. The record is from RefSeq and is a predicted model, not a curated record. Lineage: Eukaryota; Viridiplantae; Streptophyta; Magnoliopsida; Brassicales; Caricaceae.